This is a messenger RNA of Pectinophora gossypiella (pink bollworm), 3347 nucleotides long. RefSeq names its product protein tumorous imaginal discs, mitochondrial-like (gene DnaJ-14). Gene Ontology annotation, cellular component: mitochondrion. The coding region runs from base 15 to 1691 and encodes 558 amino acids. Gene Ontology annotation, biological process: negative regulation of apoptotic process; protein folding; response to heat. Gene Ontology annotation, molecular function: heat shock protein binding; ATP binding. The record is from RefSeq and is a predicted model, not a curated record. The transcript is spliced from 10 exons. NCBI's taxonomy places the organism in Eukaryota, Metazoa, Arthropoda, Insecta, Lepidoptera, Gelechiidae.
UUCUUUCUUUCAAAAUGGCUCCGACCCGGAAUAUUCUCGGAUUUUUGAAUCCGAAAACCUUGAGUGCAGUUAUAACUAGUAAUAUUUCCAAAACUCCAUGCCGAUUUAUACACAAGUGCAAUAAGUGUAACAAUUUCUUAGGCGGUCCGGCGAUAUCAGCUGCUAUAGUUCAUAAAAAUCUCAAGUAUAACAUUGGGUCCAGACCGCGGUACUUCCACUCUUCUUACGGGUUGAACGCGCGCGUGGAUUACUACAAAGUCCUAGGCGUUGCAAAGAAUGCUUCUGCCAAAGAAAUUAAGAAAGCGUACUACGACCUCGCUAAGAAAUACCAUCCUGACGCCAAUAAAUCUGAUCCUGAGGCUUCACGAAAAUUCCAGGAGGUGUCUGAAGCUUAUGAAAUCCUAUCUGAUGAAGGAAAGCGCAAACAAUAUGACACCUUCGGCACAACCUCGGACCAGAUGGGCGGUAUGGGUGGACCAAGUGGCCCAGAUGGGUUUACUCACCAAUGGCAGUAUAAAUCCACCAUAGACCCUGAGGAACUCUUCCGGAAGAUCUUUGGAGAUGCAGGCUUCAAGAGUAAUGCUUUCAGUGAUUUUGCCGAAAGCCAGUUUGGCUUCGGGGCUGCUAAAGAGGUGAUAGUAAACCUUAGGUUCACGGAAGCGGCCCGCGGCGUCAAUAAAGACAUAAACGUGAACAUUGUGGACACAUGCCCCAAAUGUCAGGGGUCCCGCUGUGAGCUCGGCACUAAAGCCAUCAAGUGUACCUACUGCAAUGGCACUGGAAUGGAGACCUUCUCUAGAGGCCCAUUUGUGAUGCGUUCCACAUGUAGACACUGUCAUGGAACCAGGAUGCUGAUCAAAUACCCGUGUGUGGAGUGCGAGGGCAAGGGUCAAUCUGUACAACGCAAGAAGAUCACAGUUCCCGUCCCAGCGGGGGUGGAGGACGGGCAGACAGUCCGUAUGGCUGUGGGCAAUAACGAAGUAUUCGUAACCUUCAAGGUGGAGGCCUCCAACUACUUCCGCCGUGACGGACCUGACGUACAUACUGAUUGUGCUAUUUCCGUAGCUCAAGCAGUUUUGGGUGGAACAGUCCGGAUACAAGGCGUGUACGAAGACCACACUCUUCAGAUAAUGCCUGGCACCUCCUCGCAUAGCACGGUCCGUCUUUCAAGGAAGGGCAUGAAGAGAGUCAGCCAGCACGGGUAUGGAGACCACUACGUGCAUAUCAAAAUACAGGUACCAAAGUCGCUGUCGGAGAAACAGAAAGCGUUAAUGUACGCAUACGCGGAGCUCGAAGAAGAUACGCCGGGUCAGAUCCACGGAGUUUCCUACGAUAGAGACGCCAAGUCGAAAACUGGCAGUAGCACAAAUGAGAGUGAAAAAGGUAGUGAAAAGAUUCACCCUUUGAACCGAGACCAGGAUGACCCGACGCGAGGCAAAUCAAAGGCGUGGACCUUUCUAGAAGGUCUCGCUGACUCUUAUAGGGACAACAAACCAUUUUUCGUAGUCGGCUUUGUCUUAUCCGUUGUAGUAUGUCUCUUAACUUUAUUCAGCGACCCAGAAGACAGUUUUAAGUUGCGCGAGUACAUGAUACACAAAGAGUUUGAAGGCCAAGAGAUGGACAAGACUUUCGGGUAUGAAAGGGCUAUUCAGAAAGAGAGGGAGAAAAAUCCAGAAUUAUAUGACGCGUGAACGAAUGGAAUGAACUUUCCGUGAUUACCCUUACUGGUACAGAUAUCAUGGGCUAAUAUAGUUGAUAUGUGACUGUUUCCGAAUUGCCAUACGCCAGAACCAUCGAUUAGACAGUUGAAUUUGUUAGUUUGCAUUAUGCAAUGCAAUUUUAAUCGAAUUCAUGAGUGAUCGAUCAAUUACAAUGUAGGUAGUUAUUCAAUAUAAAAUAUUACUAAAACAAUAUUACAAAUUAUACAAAUAAGCUAUCGGUACCAACGCGGCUUGUAUGCGCGCGCAUCAUACGCAUAGAAAGAAAGAACAUUUAUUAUUUACGAAAGCCAGAGACAAGACAGGUACAUUACAUUUGACACAGGCAGGACACAAUCCACACGGAAAAUAAACAUAAAAACUAAGGUAAAAAAAUAUUACAACAAAAAAGAAGAAUCAAAAUUAAAAAUAAAAUAUGUUAAUAAAAUCGAGUACUAAAACUUGACUAGUUUAUGUUACGCACACUGACAAAUCUUUUAUUCGACGCGUGUAAUGUAGACAUUUGAACAGAAAUAAUUUACGUAGUUCUAAUCAAUGAUAAUGUUAUCAAAAGUAAAUUAUUUUCACUCGAAAGGUGUUAUGGCUGAAGAGAAGAAAAGGCGGGGGUCUCGACAGCGAGCGAGCACUAGAGCCCGACCGAAAUCGAAACGGAUACGGAAACCUCGGCAGCGCUCACGGUUUCGGCCGAAAUCCUAGCCGAAUCCGAAACUUUCUCUAACUUUGCUCACUGUACGUAACCUAGAAUGAAAAGCUCACAAGUGCAGUUUUUUUUAACAAAUCUUACGUUGUACUUUGACAGUCUAAUAACCGAAAGUAGCUGAAACGUGAAUGUAACAUGCGACCAUCAUCGGUAAACUACCUUUUUAUAAGUACAAUAUUUAGUACCAGACAAACAAUUUUUGUUAACAUUUUUAAUUUUGUAUUUUUUUACAUUUUGUUACAAAAAUAUAUCUUUCAAGAGUGAUUUAAAUUGUCUGUCAUAAUUAGUAAUAAACCGUGUUUGGUACCGUUUCUAAGUCGUUAAAAAACUCGGGAAUAUUCAGGGAAACAGUCACAUAUUAUAAAACAAUUAUACUGUUAGUAAACUUUAGCAUUUUAGACAACAUUAUUAAGAGCGAUGUUACAUAUUUCAAUCAUUCGUCUAUCAAUCAUGACUUACGAUUCAAAGAAAAAUUGGUUUUAUUAUUACUGUCCGAUGAUUGUUAUUUGUACAGGUUGUACAUUGAUUGUCAAAAGAUCAAGCCAUGGUGUUUUGUCAAUCAGGAUAUGGCACAUACAAAUAAUGAACACAAUGUAGUAGUGAUAAGGUCGAUUUUUCUGAAAUUCGUCGGCACUGAUUUUGUAGGCGCGUGUUUGAAAGAUGUAAUAAACACGUGCAUAAAUUGUUACUUAAAACUCACAAUUGAAUCGUUUUACACAAUGUAUUUAGUGACGUCAUAUUUAUUUUGUUGUGUCCUAUAAUGCAAUAUAGGAUGGUUGUAAAUAUUAUUAUUUAUAAUGAAAGAGAUUUUAUAAGUGAUAUAUUGUUUUUGAAUGUGCUGUGUAGUCAUUUGACGGGAUAUAGUAUGAUGGUUAUCGUAAGUUAUGAUUGUAAAUCGUUUCAUGAAUACACGAAAAUUUAAAAAAAUA